Messenger RNA from Balearica regulorum gibbericeps (East African grey crowned-crane), 480 nucleotides. The record is from RefSeq and is a predicted model, not a curated record. NCBI's taxonomy places the organism in Eukaryota, Metazoa, Chordata, Aves, Gruiformes, Gruidae.
CGGCACCUGAAGAUGUUUGGCUACGAGCCGACCGUGUACUACCCCAAGCGCCCCAGCAAGCCCCUGUUUGAAGGUCUGACCACCCAGUGCCAGAAGAUGGACAUCCCCUUCCUCCCCGAGUUCCCGGCCGAGGUGAGGAGCAGCUGCGCUCAUCGAGGCCUGGUGGUGGAUGCAAUUUUCGGGUUCAGCUUCAAGGGAGCAGUGCGGGAGCCCUUUGGCAGCAUCCUCAGCACCCUUGAGCGUAUCACGGUGCCCAUCGCCAGCAUCGACAUCCCCUCAGGGGACGUGGAGAAGGGGAAGGCGGACGGUCUCCAGCCCGACAUGCUCAUCUCGCUCACGGCGCCCAAGAAGGCCGCAAUGCAUUUUACUGGCCGCUACCACUUCCUCGGGGGUAGGUUUGUGCCCGCCGCGCUCCAGGAGAAAUACGCUUUAAACCUGCCGCCGUACCCUGAGACGGACUGCGUCCUGCAGCUGACCUAG